AUGCCUCCGAAGAAGAAAGCCGCUACUGCCACUGUCGCUACCGACGCGUCCGACGCGUCGAAACCCCCUUCACGCGCCACUAGGGCUAGUACUCGCGCCCGUGCCCCGUCGUCUAAGGCACAGGCAGUUGAUGCCACAUCAACUGCCGCCUCGACAGAUAAACCCGCUACAAAGGCGAAAGGAAAACGCGGCCGAGCCGCCGCUCACGAUUCAGACGCUGACGAGCCAGACGCGAAGAAGGUAAAGACAGACACUGCGCCAGCCACAGACGCGUCUCAGGGGGUUGCAUCCGUCUCCCCCGACGCGUCGCAAGAUGCGCCGCCUGCGAAGAUGGUCACCGUGCUCAAACGCGGGGCUGCUCCUGUAGAUCCAUGCUCCGGCAUGGUUGAUACACAUCAGGUUCUUGUGACCGUGGAUGAUGUUUGGGAUGCAACACUUAACCAGACCGACGUUGGGAAGAAUGCGAAUAAAUUCUAUGUCGUACAGGUGCUGCAUACUGUAGGGAACACUGAGAACUGCACCCUCUUCACGCGGUGGGGCCGUGUAGGCGAGAACGGCCAACAGCAGAAGAAGGUAGGGAGGGGCCCGUUCGGAUCUUCAUCAGCGGUCAAUGCAUUCAAAGCGCAGUUCAAGGCGAAGGCGGGCGUCGAGUGGUCUCAGCGGCAUGGUAUGGUUGCCAAGAAAGGGAAAUAUCAAUGGAUUGAGCGCGUAUUUGAAGACGAGGAGGAGACUAAGAACGACAACGCAAGUUCCUCCAAGAAAGAGGAGGAACCCGCUAAAAUACCCGACUGCACGCUUCCCACAGAAAUUCAGAUACUCUCCGAAGUGAUUGACCAACCGAAUGGAGCCACAGCUCAAGAAUACGGAGGCUUCCGUUCCGCUGUGAACGAACUCACUGGACGAUACUACUCCAUCAUACCGCACGUAUUCGGCAGAAACAGGCCCACCGUCAUCGACAGUUCGAUGCUCCUGAAGCGGGAACUGGAACUAGUAGACGCACUUGGUGACAUGGAAAUCGCCUCGAAACUCAUUGCGUCUUCGACUCCGAAAGACGACGAGGGUCGACCGAUCAACCCGUUGGAUGCCAACUUCCGGUCCCUACAUCUGACAAGCAUGGAUCCCGUCGCUCCCGGAAGCAAGGAGUUCACAGCCUUGGAGAUGUACACACGAGACACCCAUGGCGCCACUCAUCAGCAUUACCAGGUGCAGGUGCAAAACGCGUUCCGCGUCGAACGGCAGGAAGAAACCGAUGCCUGGAUAAAGGCUGGCCAUGACAAAGUUGCUGAUGGAGACCGUCUCCUGCUCUGGCACGGAUCUCGCACGACCAACUUCGCAGGUAUUUUGUCGCAAGGUCUGCGAAUUGCGCCACCAGAGGGAUACAUGUUCGGCAAGGGCGUAUACUUCGCUGAUUCCGCCAACUAUUGCCACGCAUAUUUGAGUGACAAUACCGGGAUUAUGCUUCUGUGUGAGGUCGCAGCAAAGCCUGUCCUCGAGCAGCAGCAUGCAAACUAUCACGCCGAUGUGGACUGCAAAGCGGCGAACAAAAUGUGCACGAAAGGCCUGGGUCGUACGCAGCCUGCGGAAUGGCAAGACGCUGGUAACGUCUUGGAGAACGACGCUCUGAAAGGCUGUCACAUGCCGAAAGGUCCUGGAAAGGACGUUGCCGACGCCAAUGUCUCACUGCAGUACAACGAGAUCCGCGUGCGCUAUCUCCUAAUGGUCAAGAUGGGUUGA
Molecule: messenger RNA, 1734 nt
Organism: Postia placenta MAD-698-R-SB12
Lineage: Eukaryota; Fungi; Basidiomycota; Agaricomycetes; Polyporales; Adustoporiaceae
Exons: 18
Coding region: 1-1734 (577 amino acids)
Molecular function (GO): NAD+ poly-ADP-ribosyltransferase activity
Source: RefSeq, a predicted model, not a curated record